CAUAUUUACAGGCUCCAAAACCCACUCCAAUUCUGAUUCUUCAGGUGAUUCAUGUAUGACUUUUAAUCAGGAAAUAGUGUAAAGAUGAAAGUGGCUGAUAAUCUAAACUAAGCACACAAUUCAUAAAUUUGUUGCCUGUCAUGACUUAUAUUGACUAUGAGCAGCUUUCCCCCUCUUUUGAUCCUGUAUAAUUCUGAAUUUGGUGCCAGACGUCCAGGAGGAGGUCUGAAUGCAAAAGCUGAGUUGAGAACCCUGAACCCAGGUGUCCUGCAUAAGGCUGAGUCACUAGUGUUUACUUUCUUGGUCAAAACCCCAUGUCCCUCCUCUAAUCCACUGAUAAGGGAUGUCUUCCUCCUCUAUCUUACUGUAGCUUAUCAGGUCUCAUCAAAACUGUCUGGAUCUACUUUCCCUGUUGCUUAGUUUAGCCACUUUGACUAGUGGAAGUGAUCAAAGAGCUAUCAAACUGGUCAAAGUCUGACUGCCCCUGCUCCCUUUCCUAGGAGAAAUCAAAUGUUCAAACUACUCUCACAACAGCAAUCCAAAACAAACAAGCUGUUUUUGGAUGAACUACAAUUUUGUCUCAGACUCUGGUCCUCUCCAAAGUCACUGUGGACCAUGAUGAAAUCAUACAGAUUGUUGAAGAAAGAACCAAACAUGUUUUUCACCCACAUGGAGGAACCAGGUGUAGAGCCCCAGGGCUAUGGGAUUCCAAGAGUACAUGGAUGAGAGGAAAACAGAACAAUAAAAAGACAGCAAAUUCAGAGCAAGUCUGGCUACAGCAACAGAAAUAUCUCAGUACUGUGACCCUCAGAUGUCUGGACUUUGCUGCAGUGUGUGUGCUGGCCUGUCAUGAGAACCAUUGUGUAUGCACAGACUGAGAGCCUGAAGCAACAGUAGGAAGCAGCUGUAGCAUUCAAAGUCUUCUCUGAUAUUGUUGAGCCUCCUCCUACAACCUGUGUAUGCAUCGAUGGAGUUUCCUCUGUUCACUUGUGGUUAUAAAGGAGAGACCAACACCUACAUGGAGGCAGAUGUUAACCUCGCUACAUUUAUUCCCAUUUCCAUCCCACUUGAUCUAUCACAAUACCUCCAUAUCCUUUUUGACAGAAAACCAACUCUACUAUGGAAGUUCGACCUAGUGACUUGGAGAAACUAUCAAUAUUUGCUGACCUUAUACUUUGCCAUUGAAGAGAUAAAUAAGGACUCAAACCUGCUUCCCAAUAUGACCUUGGGUUCCCACAUCUACAAUGCUUUUAAUUCUAACAAAAUAACCUUGGAGGACCCUCUGAUAUGGCUGUCUGGAAGGAGUGAGUAUAUCCCUAAUUACAAGUGCAACACUCAAUACAAACCUCUAGGAAUCAUUUCAGGAAACAAGCCGGAAUUUUCUGCUGCAAUUGCAACACUUUCAGAGCUCUACAAUGUCCCACAAGCUACACUGAAGAAAUGCAUAGCAUCUAUCAGCACACAUUACUACAAACAGAAAAUGCCUGGUGAGCACAAGAGUCAGCAAUAAUCAAGAUUAAAAAACCUACACG
Messenger RNA from Meriones unguiculatus (Mongolian gerbil), 1532 nucleotides. Its product is annotated as vomeronasal type-2 receptor 26-like. The transcript has 4 exons. Gene Ontology annotation, biological process: G protein-coupled receptor signaling pathway. Lineage: Eukaryota; Metazoa; Chordata; Mammalia; Rodentia; Muridae. The record is from RefSeq and is a predicted model, not a curated record. Gene Ontology annotation, molecular function: G protein-coupled receptor activity. Bases 968 to 1510 code for a protein of 180 amino acids. Gene Ontology annotation, cellular component: membrane.